CGGACCCGGAAGUGGUGUAAUAGUUACUCGCUCUGUGUUUAGUUUUUGAGUUUGAAAGCGGACUGUGUGUGUUUUCGCACAAAUGGAAAGUUGACCGCUCGGGAAUGGAAGAUGAGUCUUCCAUGCGUAUGAAUGUCACCGCUCAAAAUAUGCCCGGUUAUAUUGGACGCGACGGGGAAUCUGUCCAUGUAUCCAGCGGGACGCGGAGCACUGAUUUCGGCCGGGAUGUCCGUAGCAGCGACGCGAAGGUGCCAUCAUCAUUAUCGUUAUCCUCGAAGGAUGUUUUGGAAUGCCUGUGCAAACUAGCCCCUAGGGUUCGUUCCUACCUGCUGAGCCCUCUUCAAUCACGUAUUACCGUACUUCAGGGAUUGUUUAAGAAGGUGACGUUGCUUGUUGACUUGGAAGUACCUCAGGUUCACGUGGGUCGGGCACACUUGGUGUGUCCCAUCACAGAGUGCAGUGGUUUCUUGGAGGAUAGUUUGGUGAUUUCGAACCUGUCCAGUGAAGAGCUGACAAAAUAUAAGUACUUCUUGGAGCUGAGCAGACUGGACUCCAGCACCAAACCGUGUCCCCAGUGCAGCCUGUUUACCUCCCUGAAGGAUCAUAGCCAACAGACGUCCACCAAGAGUGAACAUAAGUAUAAGAUUCAGUGCACAAAGUGCCAGUUUGUCUGGUGUUUUAAAUGCCACGCGCCCUGGCAUGAAGGCCUGAAGUGUCGAGACUACAGGAAAGGAGACAAACUGUUGCGUCACUGGGCCAGCGUUAUCGAACAUGGCCAGAGGAACGCUCAGAAGUGUCCACACUGCAAGCCUGAACUCUUUUCUGUUGCUCGUUUCACAGUGAGUAAAGUGCUGGUGGCUCCAGUGGUCAUUGUCCUCGUGGUGGUUGUUGGAGCUCUGGCUUUGGUCAUAGGCUUGUUUGCUCUGCCUAUCUACUACAUCUGUAAGAGGAGGAGGAAGCGCUCACAGGGGUCGGGCCGCUGGCUGUGCUGAUUCAGCUUCAGUCAUCCUGCUCAGGACCUGGACACACAAACACACACCCUAAAAAUAGCCCUGGGUACCAAGUGACCGAACACUGGCCACUUAGAUACAACAAUCACAAUAUGCAGUUUUCCUGUUGGCUGCAUCUCGUGAAUAUCUUCAAUUGCACAGUGACCCUUUCCUCCACAUGGCGUCUUUGGCAUCAGGAUCAAAGACUAAUUGAGGAGAUUCUGUUUUUGGAAUGUUUUAUUUAUAACCCCCAAACUGAUUUGAAUUCAGUUCAUUUUUAGGAAUGGAACUACUGACUGGUAAUAAUUUCCUGCUGGAUGUGUUAUGCAGUGGAGCCACACAGCGUGAAUGAUUUUGUCCUUCAGUCUACUUAUGACGUGCAUCAGAUGUUAUAAUCUGUAAGCGCUUAGUGCUUGAUGAUGGUGAGUUGAUGAAUUAAUGUCUGUCCCUCUUGAUCCCCUCACUAUUCCUCCCUCCCUCCCCUUCAUGCUAUGCCGACAUCCGCAGGAAUUUGCAUGAUCAACAAAACACGUUUCUGUCUACUGCACUGUGAGUGUUUUUGAAAACAAAAGGCCCUGAAUUACAGGGCACCCGCAGCUCCACGCCAAGACAUGUAGGUCAUCUAGGUCAUGCAAAUCAGUACUGUGUCAUGCAAAAGUGUUGAGGUUCUGUGUUUGCACAAAUCUAAAGCUGUAAACCAAACACAAAAUACACUGUGGGGUCCAAUACUCUGA
Molecule: messenger RNA, 1723 nt
Organism: Sinocyclocheilus grahami
Lineage: Eukaryota; Metazoa; Chordata; Actinopteri; Cypriniformes; Cyprinidae
Product: probable E3 ubiquitin-protein ligase RNF217
Exons: 6
Coding region: 105-992 (295 amino acids)
Biological process (GO): protein ubiquitination
Molecular function (GO): ubiquitin-protein transferase activity; zinc ion binding
Source: RefSeq, a predicted model, not a curated record